AUGCCUACUACUCAAACACAAUCCAACCAACCAUCAUCCUGCACCCUAAAGCAUCUUCACUUGGACAGCCCUAUUCUUAACGGCUUCGAGGAACGUCAAUAUCAGAUAUACAGCUUCUCCAGCAAUCAUACAACCCAUCUACCUACCGCAGCCAUGUUCAACGUUCUCAAGCUCGCCUCGCUCGCUCUCCUAGCAGCUCCCACCGUCCUGGCAAGCGAUAUCAUCGUGCAGAACAACUGUAAAUUCAACGUCUGGUGUUCCGCAGCCAAGAACGACGGGGCCUCCAGCGCGUUAGUCAAGGUAAAAGCUGGCCGGCAUUACAAGUCCCCACUCCCUGCCUACAACGACAAUGUUGGCUCUGUUUUGAAAUGUACCGACGUAUCUGGUUCCAGGAAGGUAUUCCAAGUCGAGCUAGCGGUGCAGAAUGGUAGGUCGUGGUUUGACCUGUCGGCUAUCGACGGUGACCCAUUCCUCUCGCACCACCGCCAUGCUGAGCUCGCGGGCCAGUGUGUUAUUGACUGCCCUGCCGGAUCUACAUCCUGCUAUUACCCUCUUCAAGUCGACUGUGCCAGUACCGAGAAUGCCGUACUGACUAUUUGUUAGUUAGUAGCGCCCGAGUUUGAGCAAGUAGGCCAUGAUGCCAUAGUAGAUACUAGAAAUCUGGAUACUUAAGAAAUGGCGAGUUGUUUU
Messenger RNA from Daldinia loculata, 690 nucleotides. RefSeq lists its product as uncharacterized. NCBI's taxonomy places the organism in Eukaryota, Fungi, Ascomycota, Sordariomycetes, Xylariales, Hypoxylaceae. The record is from RefSeq and is a predicted model, not a curated record. The coding region runs from base 1 to 603 and encodes 200 amino acids. The transcript has a single exon.